AUGUCGCAACUGCAUUCCGAGGUUGAGCCGCAGGCUCAAGAUGCUCACAGCCCGCGGGAGCGCCCUCCGCCCCAGGUUCAAGAGGCCGGUAACCCACCGGAGCGCCCGCUGCCGCCGAUUCCAUCCGAGAAGGCCGUCCCAUCCAAAAAGGCCGCCUCAUCCAAAAAGGCCUCCUCAUCCAAGAAUGCCGUACCAUCCGAGAACAUCGUCUGGCACGAGUCUCAGGUGCAGAACUCGCGACAUUUCCAGCGCUUCUACCACGACCCGGCGAAAUACGCCGCCAGGAACCUACUCACGCCAGCCGAUAUGGCAACCGCUGCCCGUAUCGCGCCGUUCUAUUCGGAUCUCCAGGAGAAUGAGUUGCCGUGGCCCAAGGCCUGGGAAACGGACGCGGCCCCGCUAAAGCGCAAACUGGUACACCAUUCCUGGAAGGAGGCGUUGAAGCGGAACGGCAUAGACCCCCCUCCAGCUAGGGACGGCCCCAUUGACAAUGGUGUCGACAAGGAGGGCGGCGUCAGCGAAGAGGGCCUCUCCAACAGCGAUGCUGACCAGGCCCACGUUGUCAAACCUAACAACGGCAGCGCCUCCGGCAAAGAGGGCCCUGCUGUCAGCUACGCUGAUCAGAACCGCGUCAACUCCAACAACGCUCAGAAUAAGGACCCCUUUGAUUAUCACCUCAAGCAAAACGCCUCUCACAAUGGCAUCGCCUUCGCCAAAGAAAGCGUCACUGGCAGCUCCGCUGGCCAGAGCCGGGUCGUCAGUUCCAUCGACACCCAGAAUCACAACCGCCCUGAUUUUUCUCUCAGGCCCCAAGGACUCCUGCAUGGGGCUGACCUCGACCGCUCCCAGCAACACGUCGGCUCGAGCAAGCCAGUGUCGUACACCAGUGCACCAACCCUAGGUCCCGAGGCGGAAAAUGCAGCAGGAAGAUACGGUAGCGUCGGUGCGACGAUUCUGGCCGUGUCCGACCAAGUACCACUUGAACCUAGGCCGAGACGAGUGGAUCGAGAGCCAGCUGUUCUCGGCCUCACCGAACUCUGCAAAGAAGACGACCGGGACGCGCAGGUUCGGCGUUUCGACCGGUGGUGGAAGCAGCUAACCCCCGAGCGGCGGAAGGCGAUUUUGGAGGAAAGCAAGCAGAGCGGCGGCAAGGUUCAGUGA
Messenger RNA from Colletotrichum gloeosporioides, 1161 nucleotides. RefSeq lists its product as uncharacterized. The record is from RefSeq and is a predicted model, not a curated record. The transcript has a single exon. The coding region runs from base 1 to 1161 and encodes 386 amino acids. NCBI's taxonomy places the organism in Eukaryota, Fungi, Ascomycota, Sordariomycetes, Glomerellales, Glomerellaceae.